AUGUUGGGUCUACCUCCUAUUCGUCGAAUUAUUACCGGCCACGACGACAAUGGUCGUGCAGUCAUUGACGACGAUUGCACCUUUCAUCCUUUCGACCCCAGGUCGGUUCUACCAGGCGCGAAGUCUACUCCCCAAUCCAACAAUGCAGCACCACCGGUGAGAGGAUUCAUUCAUCUGUGGCGAACGGAAAACGCGCCGGCCAAAAUUCAAGGCCCAUGGACCGAGUACCAAAACAAGGCCAUCCCACUCAGCGAUGCCACUGGGACGACAGUUCGGGUGGUUGACAUGUCCCCAGGACAAUAUUCUCCAAUGCAUCGAACCGCAAGCCUUGAUGUCGGGGUCGUUCUCAAAGGGGCUGUGGUUUUAGAGUUGGAUGACAAGACUGAGACGACGCUGAAGGAGGGAGAGACGAUCAUUCAGAGGGGAACCAUUCACGCCUGGCACAAUCGGACCCAAGAAGCAGCACGGAUUUUAUUCGUACUGUUGCCUGCUGAAAAGGUCGUUGUCAACGGCGAGGAACUGGCACCGACCAUAUUCGAUGUGAAUUAG
This is a messenger RNA of Eremomyces bilateralis CBS 781.70, 549 nucleotides long. RefSeq names its product cupin domain-containing protein. Bases 1 to 549 code for a protein of 182 amino acids. NCBI's taxonomy places the organism in Eukaryota, Fungi, Ascomycota, Dothideomycetes, Eremomycetales, Eremomycetaceae. The record is from RefSeq and is a predicted model, not a curated record. The transcript has a single exon.